AUGCAGGAAAGCAAGAGUUCUCCGGUACUUAGCAAGAAGGAUGACGGCGAGGAGGGCAUCACCGUCGACCUGUAUCCAUUCAUACGGGAAUACAAGGUCGGCCGUGUGGAGCGCUUACUGCACAGCCCAUUCGUGGCAGCGUCCAAGGACCCGGCAGCAAACCGUGGAGUUGCGACCAGGGACGUGGUCGUCGACGAGAGCACCGGCGUGUUCGCACGCCUGUUCCUUCCCUCCAUUGCAGCCGCCGCUACGGGGAUCGGCGGCGAGAGGCUUCCCGUCCUCAUGUACGUCCACGGCGGAUCCUUCUGCACGGGGAGCGCGUUCUCUCGCACUUACCACAGCUACACCAGGUCUCUGGCGGCCAGCGCCGGGGCGCUCGUCGUGUCCGUGGAGUACCGUCUCGCGCCGGAGCAUCCUGUGCCUGCAGCCUAUGAAGAUGCAUGGGCGGCGCUCCAGUGGGUGGUGUCCCUCUCUGAUCCGUGGCUGUCAGACUACGCAGACCUCGGGCGCACGUUCCUCGUUGGCGACAGUGCCGGCGGGAAUAUUGUCUACAACACGGCGGUGCGUGCGGCCAGUGGCGGUGGCAGCCACAUCCACAUCGAAGGGCUGGUCAUCGUGCACCCAUACUUCUGGGGGGUCGAGCGGCUGUCCAGCUCCGAGGCAGUCUGGGACGGCAUCGCCAUGUUUGCUCCCGAGGACGUCGACAGGCUCUGGCCGUUCAUUACGGCCGGCCGGCUGGGAAACGACGAUCCCUUGGUCAACCCCGUCGACGAGGAGAUCGCCUCGCUGACAUGCCGGCGUGUGCUGGUGGCCGUGGCCGAGAAGGACACCUUGCGUGACCGCGGGCGUCGGCUGGCAGCUCGCAUGCGCGACUGCUGCUCAUGGGCCGAUGAUGAAAACGCGGUGACAUUGAUAGAAUCAAAGGGAGAAGACCAUGGCUUCCACCUGUACAACCCACUGCGUGCGACCAGCAAGAUCCUCAUGGAGAGCAUCGUACGGUUCAUCAACCAGCGCACACCCUUGCCGCUGCCAAAACUUCACGAGCUGCAUGCAUGCCAAGGUAAGAGGAAGGCAUCGUCUCCGGGUGACAUGGACACAGCCGUCCAGCAUGUUCUAGGCGUGCCAACCAGGCCGUAUAUAGACGUACAUGGCUAUGGGACGUCCAUGAGAGUCACAGAUGUGACACGUAGUAGUUGCUUACGCAUUGGAAAUGGAAGAAAAGCAUCCAAAACAAGUUCUCGUCAUCAGGCCAAACAUCACCAACAUGAGGUUCUCGUCAUCAGCAACAACAGCUCCUGA
Messenger RNA from Triticum dicoccoides, 1299 nucleotides. RefSeq names its product probable carboxylesterase 5. The coding region runs from base 1 to 1299 and encodes 432 amino acids. NCBI's taxonomy places the organism in Eukaryota, Viridiplantae, Streptophyta, Magnoliopsida, Poales, Poaceae. The transcript has a single exon. Gene Ontology annotation, molecular function: hydrolase activity. The record is from RefSeq and is a predicted model, not a curated record.